AUGACGCAAACAAAAGUUGCGACUACAGGAUGGCAGCGACUGGGUCGACGCAUUCUUGAGACUAGUUUUCGGACUCAUAUCCUAAUCUCCGCCCUUCUGCGGAUUGCUUUAAUCUGCUACGGACAAAUACACGACAGCCAGUCCGCCGUGCCCUAUACCGAUAUAGAUUACAAAGUGGUCACUGAUGGAGCCCGACAAGUGCUCUUGGGAGAUUCGCCUUUCGCCAGGCACACAUACAGAUAUAGCCCGAUUAUGGCAUAUUUGCAGACCCUCAACAUCCUGCUUCAUCCGGCAUGGGGUAAGCUAUUGUAUGCCACCUGUGAUCUGCUCAUCGCUACACUCAUUUACCGCCUGGUGCACAUGGAAAUCAAGAGUCAGUAUCAGAAGACCGUGCAACACCUGCUUAGCAAGUUCAACAGACCCCAGGAGUCAGACCAAUCAUUAGAUGCUCUGGAUGCACGAAGUCAUCCGGAGAACUUAGCACGAGCUUCUGCUUGCUUUUGGCUCUACAAUCCGCUGACAGCUGUAAUCUCCACCCGUGGAAGUGGUGACUGCUUCUCAAGCUUCUUCGUGAUACUCACUAUCUAUUUGUUGUUAAAAUCAGAGCAUAACGCCAAUAGGAGCCUCUGGCUUAUAUUUUUCGCAGGCCUAGCUCACGGACUUGUAAUCCACCUUCGUCUCUAUCCGUUGCUUUUUAGUUUGGCUUACUACUUGUCAUUGUCAACGCGCCUUACACAAACUCCUCUGGAUUUCCUGUGCCAAAUCGUUCGGCCCAAUAGGCAACAGUUGUGUUUGAUAAUCGGAACGCUUAUCAGCCUGGUGGCUUUCACUUGGACCUUCUACACAAUGUAUGGCUGGGAGUAUAUAUACGAGGCCUAUCUGUAUCAUUUCGUACGCAAGGACCCGAGACACAACUUCUCGCUUCAGUUCCUUCUACAGUAUCUUGGCAGUGCGACAAAUGUGGUGGAACCCUCGGCGAUCGUAAAGCUCCUAGUAAUGACUCCCCAAUUCCUGCUCAUCCUGUACUUAAGUCUAAGCUUUGGACAGUUUCGGCAGACCCUGCCGUUUUGCAUCUUUGCCAUAGCCUUCGUCAUCGUCACGUACAACUCGGUGGUAACCUCUCAGUAUUUCAUCUGGUACUUGGCCAUCCUUCCGCUUUGUUUGAACAACUUCAAAAUGCUGUCAUGGAGAAGGUGCUUUGGUCUUUUGUUCCUUUGGUUGAUUGCCCAGGCGUUGUGGUUACUACCCGCCUAUUUGUUGGAGUUCCGGACAUGGAACACCUUCCACUGGAUCGGACUACAGGGAGCCGUGUUUUUCGCUACCAACGGAUACAUACUGGAACAGCUGUUAAGUCACUACGGGUUUACCCAAUUUAAGAUAAGCUACAGAAAGUUACUGUAAUCAAACAAUCAGCCGUACUUUAAGUACGCACAGUGAAGCGAUUUAAUACAGAAAAUUAAAAUAAGAUAUCACAA
Drosophila eugracilis is the source of this 1475-nucleotide messenger RNA. RefSeq names its product GPI mannosyltransferase 1 (gene PIG-M). Gene Ontology annotation, molecular function: GPI mannosyltransferase activity; alpha-1,4-mannosyltransferase activity. The transcript has a single exon. The coding region runs from base 1 to 1401 and encodes 466 amino acids. Lineage: Eukaryota; Metazoa; Arthropoda; Insecta; Diptera; Drosophilidae. The record is from RefSeq and is a predicted model, not a curated record. Gene Ontology annotation, cellular component: membrane; glycosylphosphatidylinositol-mannosyltransferase I complex. Gene Ontology annotation, biological process: GPI anchor biosynthetic process.